Messenger RNA from Zygotorulaspora mrakii, 1110 nucleotides. RefSeq names its product Dam1p (gene DAM1). The transcript has a single exon. The record is from RefSeq and is a predicted model, not a curated record. Gene Ontology annotation, biological process: mitotic sister chromatid biorientation. NCBI's taxonomy places the organism in Eukaryota, Fungi, Ascomycota, Saccharomycetes, Saccharomycetales, Saccharomycetaceae. Bases 1 to 1110 code for a protein of 369 amino acids. Gene Ontology annotation, cellular component: mitotic spindle; mitotic spindle pole body; DASH complex.
AUGGAUAUAAAGAAGAGACAUGGAGAAAUACCUAUACCAUAUCUUAGCAAUGAGGAGCAUUUAGACAAAGAUCCCUGCUCUCAGUACCCGCAAGCAUCGAUGAGUCAGGAAAAGUCCAAGACAUCAACAAAAAGAUCCGCCACAGAAUACCGGUUGUCUAUUACCAGCAACCCCGGAUCAAGAAGAUCGUCACUGGGUGGGACAAAUACGGAGGGACUCGCUGUAGGGAGUAACAGUCGUUCGGGUACCAUAAAUUCAAUUGCAGAUGACAAUGAGAAUUUUGUAAAAGAGUACAUUUUACCUCAAAUCCGAGAGUUAAGCGAUUCAAUGAUAACGCUGGACGCGAAUUUCACGCAAUUAAACUUCAUACACGAAAGCUUAGUGGAUCUUGAUGAGUCGCUAGGUGCUUUGCUUUAUGGUUUAAUGUGUAAUUCAUGGUGUGUUGAUUUCCCGCAUGUCUCUCACGACAUUGAGGAGGAACUAAGAAUCGCCAAGAGAUUGGAGACACUGUCGCACGAGAAGAAGGCACUGUUACACGAACUGAAUACCUUAAAGAAUGAAGCACAACCUAAAAAAAACGAUGGCGUCUCUCAGUUUGUACCUCCCAGUUUUCCCUCAACGCAAUUGAGGAUCCCUAAUCCGCGUGUACAAGGAGGGCAUAUGCCACUUCAUCAAGUGAGCAAUGGGCCACAACAUCAGCAACAUCAAGAUACAGCAGAAGACGAAAUAGACAAUGAUGACAACAAUAGUGAAGCAUCGUUUAUAUCAAAUCCCGGGAUGGAGGGAUCGGCUAAGCGUCAUAAGUCUAAUAAACCUUCCUCAGGCAGCCUGCGGAGAAAAUCCAUACUGCAUACGAUUAGAAAUAGUAUAUCAACUACAACAGAUUUCAAUGCAGACAUGAAAGACACGAGUGAUCUAAGAAGAUCAUCAAGGCUGUCAUUAGCAGGUGGCGCAACAAGAAUUGUUCCAGGUCGCCCUACAACGGAAAGAUCCACCGGCCUGAUGAUUAAUGGGCAUCCUGUCGGGACAAAUGCAUCAGCUACCAAAAAGAGCUCUAACAGUGUCCCCACGAAAAGGAGAUUUCAAGCAAACAGACCUCCAUUUAGAUGA